AUGGCGGUGAAAUCGGCAGAGGUCUCUGAUUCGGAGUCAAUCCGGCAUGAGGCAGAGGUUCUGUUGGAUAUUAAGGGUUGCCCUUUUAUCAUUGAGCGCUUUGGUGAAGAAAUCACAACCAGUGAAGAGGGUGGUGAUCACAUGGUCUAUAACUUGUUGCUGGAAUUUGCCCCUGGAGGAACUCUUGGUGAUCUGAUUGAGAAAUCCAACGGUCAUGGAUUGCCUGAAGCUGAACCGGAAAACAUUCUGCUUGUGCCAAAUCAUGCAACUAGUACUGGUAGUUUUGUGGCUAAGAUUUCAGAUUUUGGAUUGGCUAAGAAAACCAAGGAGAAUUGCGGUCAAUGGAGAGGCAUUCCUACGUAUCUGUCCCCAGAAGCCUUGAAUGAUAGUGAGCAGGAGCCGCCCUCUGAUAUAUGGUCUCUUGGUUGUAUCGUACUUGAGAUGCUAACCGGCAAGUCCUUCUCAGAUUUAAAGCCUGGUUGUGAACUUGAAGAUUCCCGAAAUCCCUGCUGA
Messenger RNA from Prunus persica (peach), 513 nucleotides. RefSeq names its product probable cAMP-dependent protein kinase catalytic subunit. NCBI's taxonomy places the organism in Eukaryota, Viridiplantae, Streptophyta, Magnoliopsida, Rosales, Rosaceae. Gene Ontology annotation, molecular function: protein kinase activity; ATP binding. Gene Ontology annotation, biological process: protein phosphorylation. The record is from RefSeq and is a predicted model, not a curated record. Bases 1 to 513 code for a protein of 170 amino acids. The transcript has 2 exons.